GUUUUUUUUUUUUUGACAAGAUGGGAGGGUUAUUUUCUCAUUUUUUUUUAAUUAAAGCCUAAGUUUAUAAACUCCAGGUUUUCACGAGUUCAUAUUUUUACAAUCUCACUCUUCCCCUCGCGCUGUGCUCUCACCGAUUCUCUCUCGCUCGUCUCGCCACCGUUCACGCCGCCGUCUCCGCAGCCUUCUAAAAGAAAAAAGCACUACUUGAGUCUCUCUUCUUGUUGCUGCCAUCAAACACUGCCACAGUAAAUUCCUAAGGGGAAAUAAUCCGAAAACAUGAGUCGAGGAAGUGGAGGUGGAUACGAUCGUCACAUCACUAUUUUCUCCCCCGAGGGGCGUCUCUUUCAAGUUGAGUAUGCUUUCAAGGCUGUUAAAGCUGCAGGGAUAACCUCGAUUGGUGUCCGAGGAAAUGAUUCUGUUUGUGUUGUUACUCAGAAAAAGGUUCCGGACAAACUCUUGGAUCAGACAAGUGUUACACAUCUCUUUCCCAUCACUAAGUACCUUGGUUUACUUGCAACUGGCAUGACAGCUGAUGCUAGGACACUGGUUCAACAAGCAAGAAAUGAAGCAGCCGAGUUUCGCCAUAAAUAUGGAUAUGAGAUGCCUGUCGAUGUGUUGGCUAAAUGGAUUGCAGAUAAAUCACAAGUUUAUACUCAACAUGCUUAUAUGAGACCACUUGGAGUUGUUGCUAUGGUCUUGGGUAUUGAUGACGAAAAUGGGCCUCAGCUUUACAAAUGUGACCCUGCUGGUCAUUACUAUGGUCACAAGGCCACAAGUGCUGGAUUGAAGGAUCAAGAGGCAAUUAAUUUCUUGGAAAAGAAGAUGAAGAACGACCCUUCAUUUACCUAUGAGGAGACAGUUCAGACUGCCAUAUCUGCCUUGCAAUCAGUUCUUCAAGAGGAUUUUAAGGCCACUGAGAUUGAGGUUGGAGUGGUGCAAAAGGAUAAUCCAGCAUUUAGAGUUUUGUCCACCGAGGAAAUUGAUGAGCACUUGACUGCCAUAAGCGAGCGUGAUUGAUUUAUUAUUAAGGAUAUGACUGUUCAAACUUUGUGAUGUUCAAUUAAAUCAUUUACGUAUUUCUAGAUCACUGAAUUGAUAUCCUUAUGAUAUUUGAGUAUCCACCGUUGUCGAAGAUUGUAUUCACAUCUGUUACAAGUUGGAGUUUACCAAAUCAAAUCAUGUUUUACUCUUCCAUCCCUUAAACUUUGUACAACCCAUGUGGGAAAAAAACUAGAGCAUUUGAGUUGAACACAGUAAGGUGGUCCUAUCCUGUGUUUGAUAUCAUCGUCUGUUCCACAGUUUAAUCGAAUUGAGCAGUAUCAAGAAAUUAAAAUUAUAAAGUUUACUUGGGACCA
Messenger RNA from Cicer arietinum (chickpea), 1358 nucleotides. Its product is annotated as proteasome subunit alpha type-6. NCBI's taxonomy places the organism in Eukaryota, Viridiplantae, Streptophyta, Magnoliopsida, Fabales, Fabaceae. The record is from RefSeq and is a predicted model, not a curated record. Gene Ontology annotation, cellular component: proteasome core complex, alpha-subunit complex; proteasome core complex. Gene Ontology annotation, biological process: ubiquitin-dependent protein catabolic process.